GUUUUGCAGAACAGGAAACAGUAACGGGGCUGUUUUCCAAGGACUGCAUCCUCCCUUGUCCUUUCCCACCUGGGAAUGAAGAAGUAAUUUACUGGAAGAAAGGGGACAAAGACGUGCACAGCUACUACUACCAGAGGGAUCACCUGGAAAGCCAAGACCUGGAUUACAGACACAGAACACACCUUUUUCAUGAGAACAUUCCUAGUGGAAAUGCUUCCUUGAAACUUAGUAACUUGACCGUGACUGAUGAGGGCUCUUAUAAAUGCUACGUGGGAACACAGCAAAGUAAAACCGAAGUGGAAGUCACGCUGCGCAUAAAAGACCAACUGUCUAACGUGGAAGGGAGUAGCACUGAAAUUCCCUGUGAGUACAGCGCUAACACUGCGAACACUGAGGGUUUCAGCGUUGUCUGGACACGGAACAGAAAUGCAGUGAUCUCAGUCCUGGCCUCCUUCAAUGGUACAUCUCAGACUUACCAGCCUCGGGCCCAGAUUAACCAAAACAACUUUUCACUGAGGUUGCGGGAUCUUGCCGCAAGCGACAGUGGAGAAUACCUGUGUAAUAUUUCAACGCCUGGCUACACAAAACUUACCGUGAGAGCUUUGCACGUUGAAAAAUCAGAUAACACCAUGCAGGUUGUGCUAGGAGUGAUCCUUUCACUGGUGGCAGGAAUCUCCAUCUUCAUCUUGUGGAAGGUGCAUAAGUCUGAAGGCUAUGUCUUCCUGCGUCUGACACUCUAUCCUUAUCCAUGGAGAGAGAGACCUUCAAAAUCCCUGAGCCUUAAGAUUUUGUCACAGCCUGAAUUUGGUAAGCUUCAGGAGAUGCUUUACGAUGAUUACCAUGAGUUUUGA
Molecule: messenger RNA, 851 nt
Organism: Eurypyga helias (sunbittern)
Lineage: Eukaryota; Metazoa; Chordata; Aves; Eurypygiformes; Eurypygidae
Gene: HHLA2
Product: HERV-H LTR-associating 2
Exons: 4
Biological process (GO): negative regulation of T cell proliferation; immune response; T cell costimulation
Cellular component (GO): external side of plasma membrane
Source: RefSeq, a predicted model, not a curated record